GUGUAUUUUAGUGAAGAAAAAUGUCUGAUUCUGCAGUUGCAACGUCCGCUUCCCCAGUGGCUGCCCCGUCAGUGUCAGUUGAGAAGAAGGUGGCCACCAAGAAGGCAUCUGGAUCCGCUGCCCCAAAGGUGAAAAGGGCUGCUGCCCCGCCAUCGCAUCCGCCAACUCAACAAAUGGUGGACGCAUCCAUCAAGAAUUUGAAGGAACGUGGCGGCUCAUCGCUUCUGGCAAUUAAGAAAUACAUCACUGCCACCUAUAAAUGCGAUGCCCAGAAGCUGGCUCCAUUCAUCAAGAAAUACUUGAAAUCCGCCGUGGUCAAUGGAAAGCUGAUCCAAACCAAGGGAAAAGGGGCGUCUGGCUCAUUUAAACUGUCGGCCUCCGCCAAGAAGGAUCCGAAGCCGAAGCCUGCGUCUGCUGAGAAGAAGGUGAAAAGCAAGAAGGUAGCCGUCAAGAAGACCGGAUCCACCGAAAGAAAGCUGCCGCCGGAGCUGACGAGAAGAAGCCCAAGGCUAAGAAGGCUGUUACCACCAAAAAGACCGCAGAGAAGAAGAAAACCGAAAAGGCAAAGGCCAAGGAUGCCAAGAAAACUGGAACCGUAA
Drosophila subpulchrella is the source of this 599-nucleotide messenger RNA. RefSeq names its product histone H1-like. The coding region runs from base 21 to 599 and encodes 192 amino acids. Gene Ontology annotation, cellular component: nucleus; nucleosome. The transcript has a single exon. The record is from RefSeq and is a predicted model, not a curated record. Gene Ontology annotation, molecular function: nucleosomal DNA binding; structural constituent of chromatin; double-stranded DNA binding. Lineage: Eukaryota; Metazoa; Arthropoda; Insecta; Diptera; Drosophilidae. Gene Ontology annotation, biological process: chromosome condensation; nucleosome assembly; negative regulation of DNA recombination.